This is a messenger RNA of Lytechinus variegatus (green sea urchin), 7786 nucleotides long. RefSeq names its product rapamycin-insensitive companion of mTOR-like. Gene Ontology annotation, molecular function: protein serine/threonine kinase activator activity. NCBI's taxonomy places the organism in Eukaryota, Metazoa, Echinodermata, Echinoidea, Temnopleuroida, Toxopneustidae. The transcript has 32 exons. The record is from RefSeq and is a predicted model, not a curated record. Gene Ontology annotation, cellular component: TORC2 complex. Gene Ontology annotation, biological process: positive regulation of phosphatidylinositol 3-kinase/protein kinase B signal transduction; TORC2 signaling. Bases 60 to 5357 code for a protein of 1765 amino acids.
AUUUUUAACCGGUUUUUGUCAAUUAUGCAAACUGCGCAUGCGUUUUUUGUCUGGUCAUCAUGGCGGCCACCAUGUACAGAGGAAGAAGCCUGAGACGAUCAAAAGGCCGCCAUGAUAGUGGAGAUACUGAUGUACCACUGGAUUUAAGCAAAGCUCCAAGGGAUAAUGUACAGGAGAUUCUUACAAGCCUGACCAGAAACAGUGGCCUCACUAAAGGAAAGAAACUUGGACAUCUCAAUAAUUUUGUCAAGCUUAUCAACCAUGUAUCCAACCUUGACAAGCUGGGCUAUUCAGUUGCAGAGGUCAUAUGUUGUUUACGCCUUGCAGUGGUACAUCCAGCCAAGGAGAUUCGAGGAGCGGGGUUGAGGGCGCUUCGCCACCUUAUCCAGGAUGAGACCACAGUCCAGGCCAUGCUGGCCCUCCAUGUUGAUCGUCUUCUCAUGCGAUCCUUGGACAUCUAUCAGCGGAACGAUGUAGAGAGGAUACAGGCUCUUAGAUUUAUCAGAAGGAUUCUUGCCGUCGCCCCCGCCUACUGCCCAGUCUCGCUAGUCCAUAUCUUGGUUGCCAUUAGCAACAGCGAUGACAAGGAACGGGAUCGGAUGAGGAACGCAUGCGUAGCGACACUCUGUGAACUUGCUGUUCUGAAUCCUGCUGCCUUUGCCCAUGCGCGAGGACUAGGAGCCCUGGUACGUAACAUCCUAGACAUGCAGCUCUUGAGGAUCAACGAAGCUGUCAUGUUGACCCUUCUACAUCUCCUCAAUCACCCUGCAAGCAGGAGGUUCAUCAGGUUCAAAGUCGACAUUGAGCAAGUAAUAGCUCCGUUCACAGACUUCAACUACAGACAUACUGGAGAUUCAUCUGAAUCUCAAGCAAGUGAGAAAGAGGGUCUAUACCAAGCCAGUAGGAUGGCUAUUGUUACUCUGCUUAGAUCAUGGCCUGGUAUGAUACGGCUAUGUAGAUCUGAUGCCACUGGGUUACAGUCCCUCCUUGCCAUCCUGUGUGUACACAAUGAUGAAAACAGACGAUACCUCCUGGAAGUGCUGUAUGACAUCUUUUACCUGCCAAUUCCUGAAUGGACAGAGGACUUUGCCACAGCACUACAGAGUAUAGAUUCUUGCCAAAUGAAAAGUUCCUGGAACCUCACAGAAGGUUUUGUUGUUGCCGAAGCUUUGGACCUGCUUCCAAACAGGGCCAUCACCAGACCAAACCUGACAGAGAACCACUUAGCCCUGCUCCUCCUUGCCUUUAUUAAUGCUGGUCUACUAGAGAGUCUCGUUGAGGUGGUGACAUCUGACAAUGCUAAUCUGUCCAUUCAAGCUACCAUUUUGCUUGGUGAAUUGUUAUAUAUGGCGGACAAGAUACUACCUCCAGAAUGUGAACAACAUCAUCACUGCCUACCGACACUCAUGACACUUGCUGCAUCUUUUGAUGUGCCACUACUUCAGAGAAAUCGUGCGAGUGCUGCGGUGACCAAUCUCGAGCGGCAUCACGAGAUGAAGAAACGAGGAGUAAUACCGUGCAGCCUCUAUCUGGACCACAUCCUCAGCAACUCAGACAUGUUUGUCACCCAGAGGGUGGUAGCCGAUAAGAGCAAGGAUGUACCGGUGGUAUCAAGGUCGCGAAGCAGAUCGUUCUCCUCACCCUUGGGAAAGUCAUCGUCCUGGGACAAGAUAUCAAAUCGGUCAACGCAGGAGAAUGAGGAUUCCGCAGUUCAGACCAUGAUCAAGGAAACCUUGGUCCUGACGACCAAAGACUACUCCGUCUGGAACUGGGAACUUAUUGGAGGAGCAAUCAAGAAAGGAGGGGCGACUUUGAAGAAAUUUGAGGAUGCUAAUGUUAACAGAUUUUUUCGUCGGUUGGUUGAGUUCUACAAGCCGAUGAGUAAGCAGUACUCUGUGAUCAGUCUCGGGCAGGAACUGGGCCGAUCUAGUGAAAUCCAAAGCUAUACCAUCAUUGGAUGUCAGCUACUCAACUUUCUUCUUAAUUGUGAUGAAACUGAUGCAGAGAAGCUCCUGAUGGAGCUAGCCGUGGAUAUUGGAGAUUGUCUCCUGGAGAUCAGCAUGGCUCCUCGUAAUGAGCUCCCUCCGCAGGCAGUCUUCAGCCCAUCAAGUAUACAGACCACACUCAGUCAGGAUUACUUUCUACUGGUUGGAAAGCUCUCAAAGACACAUGAGGGGGAGAAGAUACUGGAGAAAGCUGGUGUCUUUCAAUAUCUUUUGGAGGUGUGUUCGAUGCCUCAUCAUGAGACAUUACAGAAGCUUGUUGUUACCUGUCUGGAUUACAAGAGAGAUGGACUGGCUAGAACUGUUCUGGGAAAGAUGCUAGCAGGAUCUUCAGAGUCAAUGAGGAUAUACGCCACCAAUCACCUGCGUGUGUUGCUACGAGCUCAGACACCAUUCUUCCAUACAUGGGGUGUGGAGCUACUCAUCACCCAGCUCCACGACAAAGCUCGUACUAUCAGCAAUCUAGCUGUGGACAUCUUGGAUGAAGCGUGUGAAGAUGAUGCUAAUCUACAUAGUCUAGUUCACAUGAGACCUCCACUGCUGCAUAUGGGGGAUAAGGGUGCUCUGUUAUUGACUAGGUUCAUCUCCACCACCAAGGGCUUCAAGUACCUCCAUGACGUCAACUACGUCUCCCACGAGCUUGAGCGGUGGUACACCUACUUCAACCGCAAGUAUGUGACCUUGAUAGAGACAGAAAUCAACGAGGCUUUUACCUGCUACCAUCGUCCUCAGGUCUCCGGUGGGUUCAUCAGGAGAUCGAAGGAUGAAAGAAGACAGAGGAAAGAUGUCUAUGUCCCGGUGCAUCUCUACGGUCAGCUGGCUAAGCAUAGAAGCGGCUGUGAGCUCAUAGAGAAACAGAAUCACAUUGCAGAGAUGUGUGAGGUGAUUCGGUUUGGAGAUGUAGAGAACAUGGACACCAUUCUCAAUCUAAAAGCUUCAUUAUGGGCAUUGGGUCAUACUGGUAGCACAACAUGGGGUCUGAAGCUACUCCAACAAGAGGGGAUCAUCCCUGAUAUCAUCAGAUUAGCAGAAGAAUGCGAGGUCUUCUCUAUACGAGGGACCUGCUUCUAUGUGCUAGGCCUGAUCAGUAAAACAAGACAAGGAGCUGACAGUUUGAGCAGUCUGGGUUGGGAGAGCAUCCGUCAUUGCCGCGGUGAUUACUUCCCAGUGAUGGAAGAUAGAGACCGAGACAAUGUAUCCAACAAUCUCCCCAUCCCGUUGGAGGAGUACAACCACAACCAUCGAGAUCUCUCCUCUCCAGUUAGUUUACCCAGCUUCAGCUCUUACACAGUGGAAAGCCCUAAGACUCCAGGAGACAGCAGCACGCCAAAGGUCGACCCCAAUGUCAAGUUCUUUGCAGGGGAUCCUAGCCCUGUACAGAGUCCUCUUACGCCGGGAGGACCACCAAAUUUCUUUUUGGAGGUGACUGGAGACACAAACUCUGGAGGGGAUGCGAAGGCGCAUCCAGCCACCGAGGAGCGAUCAACAUCACCCAGCCCUCUGAUUAGACUCGGUAAAAGAGAUCGAACAAAUUCAGCCACAGAGCAGCUACCAGGAAUCAAUGAGGUGUCCGACGGAGGCAGGACAAUCGUUGUUGAUAGGGCCUCAAGGACACCAUUAUUGCGUAGAGCACAAACAAUGCCUACGAUAGAGGGCCAGGACGACGAUGAGCCUCCCCCGUUUGAUUCAGUGAUCACCAAAUUACGCAGCAAUAGCGAUGCCAGCUCAAGGAUGUGUAAGGACAGAAGCUCGGAAGGUGUGAGGUUUAAUCAGGAUGUGCACGAGAGAUCGCGAGCUCAGUCCCGCGACAGGAGCCACAGCCUGAAGCGCCGCUGCGACAGUAACGAGAGCGGCAACAGCAGCAUGGGGACCAAAAGCCGGAGCGAGAGCUUCGCCACAGACACAUCUCAGACCAGCGGUGUUGGUUCCAUGCAUUCCAAUCCAUCGAGUCCCCCUGUCGAAUCCUCCAUGUCGAGCGUAAGCACCGUCUCCAGCUCAAUGACUAUUAAGAGUAUCCAUUCCUCAGAUACACUCCGUAAGAGGCACAAUCUCAAAAGGACUCCCAGCUUUGUCAGGAGGAUAUCCAAGACUCUGUCUCCGAACCUCAGCUCCUAUUCCAAUCUUUUUGAGACUAGUGCCGCUUUCACCUCUGUGCGGGAUGCUCACGGUUACGCGACUUUGAAAGCGUUGAAGCUACAACACAGGCAGCUAAGCAGAGGAGAGGAUGAUAGCAUUAUUAAGAGAGCGUCUUCAUUUGGUAAUCCCGCUGAGAUGAAGUUACGUAGAGGAGUAUCAGGAAUGGUGGAAAGUGUGAGCAUGAGCUGUCUAGAGAGGGCGUCUGUGGUUUCGAAAGCGCCGUCUGUGAAGUCUCUUCACUCUAGUUCAUCAUCCAGCAGUAAGACUGAAUACACAGGUCUCUGCUUACCUGUGGAUGUGACACUCAUAUUCCAUUCUGAUGAAAGUCAAUACAAGGACGGUCACAGCGCCCCCGCGAGUCACGCCGUAUCCCCAGCCACCAUGACGGACAUCCACAUACCUCAGGUCCAGGUUUACAGUCCAGACUCGGGCUCCACGUCCCAAAGCAAUGCUCCACCUCACACGCUGGUAUCACCACCCAGCCACCCCUCAGACCAACAUGGUACGGACCAACAGCAAACACUGAGCAUGGGAGAUGCAGACUAUUCCAAUCUGAGAAUAGGGGAGGAGGAUGCCUCAGAAGAGGAAGAAGAAGAGGUGCAAGUGGAUAAUAAUCUGCAUCAGAUUGAGCACUGUCUAGCAUGUACGAAGGUCAGGACAAGGUCGUUGGAGAGCCAAGAUGGCGAUUCAAUCCCUCACCCCGAUGACCCCGCCUCUCUGGUCAUCUUCCAGCCUGUCGAUCCUCCUCAGCCCCUCCUCAUUCGUUCCCGUGGCAACAGCUCAGCCAGCGCCAGCAACCCAUUCGGUAGCAGCAGCUUGGACAAUACCACCCCGACCAGCGUGGGUAGCACCGGGACCAGCGUCUCGCAGUCGAGUCAAGGAGCGGUCCGGAUGCGUGACGAUACUCCCAAGGGAAGGGAGAUGAUCAGGAGGGAGGUCAUCCGAUUGGUGAUUAAGAUGAGUAGCUCGGUGGGCAUGAAGGCACACGAAGAAGGGUUGCUGGGAUUACGUGAGAAGUUUCCUCGAGCCUUUGAGAGGACGUGUUUAUUCUCUGACGUAAUGAAUCUAUUAGCAACCAGUAGCUACAGACUCUCUUCUAGGAGGUUCAUUCAGGAACUCUUCCAAGAGGUUCAUUUUCACGAGCUCCACCACGAAGCAGAGAGAAUUCUUGGCCUGGAAGAAAGCAGUGAUACACCAUCCACCUCCUCGGGAUCCUGACAUUUGACCUCCGACCUUUGACCUUUCAAUUUACUUGACCAAUAUAGACAGAAACGUUGUGCUACUGCAAUCAGUUCCUCAAGUUUUCUAGUCAUCGAGUAAACAAAAAUCAUGUGCAAUAAUUUUAAGUGAACUUUCUGCAAAUGUUUCCUUCAGAAUGGAUCUAGAAUUUUAUUGAUACAGUAAAUCGUAGAAUAGGAUUUUACUUUACAAGGAGAAGAAAAAAAUGAGCAAAGUCUUAGUGAGCUAUUAAUGAUGAUAAAGAUAUACUAAGUGUGUCGUAUCAUGGUAUUUAUUCAUACUUCAGAUUUCAUUCAUUGUUCAUGUAAAUCGCUGGACAGCACUGAUAGAUAUGCUACGCUUAAUAAAGUUAUAGGGAAUCUAGUUUUGUUGUCUUACACAGUCUAGCUAGACAAGAUAAGCAAGUUGUGCUUUGAUAUUCAAAGGCACUUACUAAUUGUGAAUGGAUCGAGGAAAAAUAAGAUAUUGUUUACUGAUUGGACAUAAAACUUUUCAGUGUCAGGUUUCAGGGAAAAUUGAUUUAAUUCUUCAAAGAAGUAAAACUGUAACUAAGUAUCUCUCUCAUUCGGGAAAUUGACUUAAGUCCUAUUCAAUUUGAUACUUACACCAAAUUCUUGAGAUAAUGGCGCAUGAUAUUUAACCUCGUACAUGCAGGACUUUCCGUGUUUUGAAUGUCAGAUUUACCCAGCUAUAAUCCUGAAGCAUUUUAUUCAAAUAAUGAAAUAGAUUUUAUUCUUUCUAUUUUUGUCAGUAUUAUAUGAUGAUGUUGGUUUCUUUUGAAUUUUGUUUGUCUUUCCAAAAUACAUUUAUGAUCAUUUUUAGCAUUGAUAGGAGGUAUUAAAAAAAGAACGUGGGGGUAAGUGUUGUUUCAAUGAAGGCCCACCCUAUACAGUGAAUACAUUUCACAACUCAAAGGUGCUUAUCAUUUAUUGCAUGUAAUUAUUCAAACAAUUACUUGUAACAUCUAGGGUUCGUGCAGAACGGGCUGUGUUCAAACGCAACUUAAAAAGUCGGAGCACAAUAUCCUAAUAGGGGUAUUUCAUUGGUUGAAAGUCAAGUUGUGUUUGAAUUUUGGAUUACCCAAAUUACACAUCAUCAUUUUGAUUUAUUAUUGAUGUCUUACCCAUAAUAGGACUGAAGGGCUUAACAAUUUUUUUUUGACAAUGAUUAUUAUGAUGAUGAUUGACAGCUUUUGUGUAGUGGCAUUUGCUUGAUUUGAUUUUUGGAGUUGCGUUUGAUCGAAAGGCCUCUGUAUUACUUGGAGAGUAUUCUUACCAUUUAGUCACCUUGAGACAGACAGGUCAUGUUUCAUGAAACCUGUCAUCAAUAAUGUAGUUACAAGCUAUUAUGUCACCCGAUUGGCUUAGAACAGUUCCGCCAUACAGUGGACCGGUUUCAUAAGACAUAUCAUCAGUUGUAGUUACAUGCUUAUGUGGAAAGCUACCAAAAUUCUUUCACCUGACUGGUUGAGAGCCAAUCUGUCGUAGAAUCUGGGCAUUUGUAAUUGAUUACAACUUUUGUGUAACGGGUCCUAGAACCGAUCUCAUGCUUUGAGGAGAUAACUCAUUUAUUCUCUUUUUAAGUAUAUUAAUGAUUGUUUCUGUCUCAUCUAUUCCCCCUGGUUAAGAGUUAAAAUGUAGAUUAAUACCUUCAUGUGUCACAUUUCACGACUGUAUUUUAAUAUAUGAACAAUACUUUAGGUAUGCAUCUCAUCAAUGGUGUGUUACCAACACACCAAAAGUUAUUUUCUUUUGACAUGAAAAUCUUUUACGCUGUAUGUGCAUUUUUAAUGCUUCAUUUUUGCAUCGCAUCACACGUAUCCUGAUAACAUCGAUGUCAAUGCACAUAAGAUUUUUUUUCUUUCAAAAUUUUACGAAAUCUUUGUAUCAUUCAUGACUGAAAUUGGAAUGUGUGCAUUGAAAUAACACAAUAUGCAAUAAUUUAGACAUACAAUUACUGGAGUAAUAUUUAACUCUGCAAGAGUGUUUCAGUGUUUUCAAUCAAUACUGAUUGUUCUAUACAUGAAACGUUACUCUGUGUAAUUUGACCCAGAAAGUGAAGGUCAUUGGGGGUUUAUUUCACAAAGAAUGAAGUGUGUCUUAUGGGGCGAUGCAAGAAAUUUGCGGUCAAUUGCAAGUCUAUUAUUGGUCCCUAAAUCAAUCAUAUAUCUUGCAAUCAAUGGCACAUUUGCGAUUGAUUGCCCAUCUGCUUCUUGAAACAAGGAUUGUGAUCUAAUUUGCUACAGUUAAAAUUGAUAUAUCAAUAUUGUCAAAUUGCAACAGAAUAUUGCAAAUGUUUUCUUGGAACCCCCCCUUAGAGUAAUGCUUAUUAUCAAUGCGCACAUUAUGUGUCACACUCAAUCUUAUUGAUUAAUGCACAUACUCUUAGCAUGAUUUGACCCAUGCAGU